Molecule: messenger RNA, 3115 nt
Organism: Cutaneotrichosporon oleaginosum
Lineage: Eukaryota; Fungi; Basidiomycota; Tremellomycetes; Trichosporonales; Trichosporonaceae
Molecular function (GO): protein binding
Source: RefSeq, a predicted model, not a curated record
GCAUCGCAUUUGCUGUGUCGAGGUUCGGCUUGCCCGCCUACAUCAUCAUCAGCUCUCUCCUUCCCCCUCGCACCAGCGUUGCCUUUCUCGCUGCGACGCGUGACGUGCUCCGAGUUCGUCUCACCUGGUCCUUAGCAAGGUCCUCAACCGUUCAACAUGUCUCACUACACACCACCAGGCUCGGCGAACGAGGACAUGGCCGGCCGCUCUGGAGUGAUCUUCACGCUUGGAGGUCCUGUACUCCAGAUGCAAGAUGCCGUCGUCGAAACCGUCGUUACCCAUACACGCCGCACUACGACUUCAUUUGCGCCUAUUCCACUCCCCCGCGUCCCCGUCCCCGAGUCCGUCCCCAUGCCCUCCCACCUCACGUGGGAAGAAGGGUAUCCGCUCGCAUCAGAGCCGACUCCAGAAGAUCUCAGGUUGAUUGAACUAAAACUCGGUGACCGCAAAGUCAUCCUUCAGGAGGAUGGCCAUGUGUUGCCGGCACACCAGGUGCUCCAGAAGACUCUCAGCGGACCAGGCUGGACGCGCGAACUAUCAUCGGCGCGCUCCGAACCGGAACGCGUUGAGUGUAUAGACCAUCCGGUCGAGAUGGGCUUCACGGAAUACGUCACAGCCAAGGGGAAGGAGAAAGAGACGUCUGGCUACAAGCGCCCCCACGUCUCGAGCACGCCCCUGCGUAUCGACUCGGCAGUGGCGCGCCCGCGCUCGCCGCCACGCAAAAAGAUCCGACCUAGCGAACGCAUGAUGCUCGACGAUGGCGUGCCUGUAUCACCGCCUUCCUCGCCGGACGACGACGGGAGGAUCAAGGCAGAGUCGCCUCAGAUCGGCUCGGGUCUUGAGAUCGCCGCGCUAUUCUCCCUCCCAGCCCUCCUCACCCACUUCGAGAAGCUGCCCGAUAAAGUCCAGCAGCACGUGCUCAUGCACAUGUUCCGAAGGUCGCGCAUGCCCACGAUUCAAGCUAUCUCCGCAUUCGCAUCGACUGCGCUCAAGCGUGACUUUAUUACACUCCUGCCCCGUGAGAUUGCAGUGCAGGUGCUUCAGAAGCUCGAUGUCAAGAGCCUCGCAGGGGUCGCCACCGUGAGCAAAGCAUGGCACAAGAUGAUCGAUCAGGAGCGCUCCGUUUGGCGGUCUCGUCUUGUCGAGGACGGACUGUGGUGCGGCCAUGGCGUUGAGGAUGAAGAGGAGCAGAGCAUUCGCCGACGAUACGAAGCACUCGAUCGCAAAGGCGGCGGCUUGCGACCGCGCGUGUCCAAGGCCGGGACGCCUAACGAGGACGAAUUUGUGUCCGUCGAUCGCCUUCGGAUCUUUGAUCGCGCCUCGCCAACGCAUCGAGUUGAGCACCCAACCUCUCUCAAGCAUGUCUACCGUAGGCGAUUCACCAGCAGUCGCAACUGGCUUCAUACGACGCCUCACCACACAUCUUUUGCAGGCCACGGCACCAAUGUUGUCACGUGUGUCCAAUUCGACGAGGAUAAGAUUGUCUCAGCGUCCGACGACCACUCGAUCAACAUCUACGACACGGCAACGGGCGCGCUGCGGAAGCGCCUGGACGGACAUGAGGGUGGGGUAUGGGCCCUGGAAUAUAAAGGCGACACGCUGGUCUCGGGCUCGACUGAUCGUUCUGUCCGAAUCUGGGACCUCGAGGGCCUCACGCAGACUCACACGUUCGUAGGUCACACCUCGACCGUGCGCUGCCUUCAAAUCGUUGAGCCCGUGUUCGACGAAGCGACUGGCGAGUUCCAGCCGCCGUACCCCCUCAUCAUCACUGGAUCACGCGAUGCCUCGCUGCGCGUUUGGAAGUUACCCAAGAAGGGAGAGCCGGCGUACUUUGGUACUGGGGAUAACAGCCAGCCCCCGCCUCCUGACGAGAACCCUUUCCACGUCCAUCAUCUUGAGGGUCACGGCGAGGCCGUGCGUGCGCUCGCGGCACACGGCAGAAUUUGCGUUUCUGGUUCGUACGACAAAACCGUGCGAGUGUGGGACAUUGUGAAAGGAACUUGUAUCCAUGAGCUGCAUGGCCACGAGGCCAAAGUAUAUUCGAUCGUUUAUGACAAGUUCCGCAACCGAUGCGCUUCUGGAUCCAUGGACAACACGGUCAAGAUCUGGGACUUAACGAGCGGUGAUUGUCUGAGGACGUUGACUGGCCAUACGUCACUUGUGGGCUUGCUGGGCCUGUCUCCCAACCGCAUCGUCUCCGCUGCAGCGGACGCUUCUUUGAGAGUAUGGGACGCCAACUCGUACGAGCUCAAGCACACUCUUUCCUCGCACGCCGCGGCGAUCACCUGCUUCCAACACGACGAGACGAAGGUCGUGUCGGGCAGUGAUGGCACACUCAAGCUCUGGGACAUUAAGACGGGCCGUUUCAUCUGCGACUUGAUCACCGGCAUUUCAUCGGUGUGGCAGGUCGCUUUCAAUGGGGAUUUGCUCGUAGCGGCGUCCAACCGCAACGGCAACACAGUGUUCGACGUAUUCGACUUCGGCUACAGCGACAGGGCGAACCGCGCGAGCGUCGACGAUGCUAAGCUGGAUCUACUGCGCCGUGCACCAUGGGAGCGCGGCAACCCGCGUGAACCGCAAACAUAUCAGGUCGAGGAUGAUGAGUGUGACGACGACGUCUUCUGCGUUGGGACGCAGGAUGCUCUUUCGCCUAGAACGCAUGAGAAGUGGCGUGCGAUGAGCGUUCGUUCGCAGCGGCACGUGCAGGCGGCGCACGCACGGCGUGGCCGCUCACGCGUCACAUCGGUAGGAUCUAGUGGGGAGCCGUCCAUCUCGAAACGUUCAACGCGCUUGGGCAUCGCUUUCGGCGACCGCGUGCGAGAGGGCGACCGCCUGUCUGCACAAGAGAUAACCGACCGGCUUGAGCGCCUGGCCAGGGUGCACAGCGAGCCGGGCCCGCGCACACGAAUAGGGACGUGGACGCAUAUGUUCCGACCCGCCGAGGCGAGUGCGAUCAGCGGAGGUCUCGGCAGUGGUAGUGGCACGGCAAGCGCGCAGGGUGAGGUAGAAAGUGAAGACCCGCAAGGGCUAUUCAAGGAAGACGUCAUAAUGGAUGACGACGAAACCAUGGAGUAGAUGUGGGGUUUAGUACUGUCAAGAGUUUGUAGCAACAUAA